This is a messenger RNA of Leptomonas pyrrhocoris, 9082 nucleotides long. RefSeq lists its product as hypothetical. Lineage: Eukaryota; Euglenozoa; Kinetoplastea; Trypanosomatida; Trypanosomatidae. The record is from RefSeq and is a predicted model, not a curated record. Gene Ontology annotation, molecular function: ubiquitin protein ligase activity. The coding region runs from base 956 to 9082 and encodes 2708 amino acids. Gene Ontology annotation, biological process: protein polyubiquitination; proteasome-mediated ubiquitin-dependent protein catabolic process. The transcript has a single exon.
AGCGUCACGCUUUCCUUUGCUUUCUGUAAAGUGAUUUGCUUCCUGCGCUGUCAUUACCUAGCAGGUACGGCGCUUCUACUACCUUGACUGUAAACCACAUAGAACCACGCAAUCGUUCUCUCUAUCUUUUUAUUGUAUUUUCUUGGUACGCCUUUUCUUCUCUUUAAAUACACCGCCAAUUUUUCUUUCUAUUGAUUCCUUCACCUUUUACGUUUCGGUUUUUAUCCCCUCUCUAUAUUGUUCCAGUGCUCGGAUUCAGGAACAGAGAAAGGAGCUCCUCAAACGAUCAGGAGCACCUUAAAGGCAUCCCCCCAAAAUAACCUCCAAAGGUACAGGGUUCAUCUUUGGUUGUUUGAGAAUAAAAGAAGACGUUUGUGUUCCACGAAAGGAAACGUCGGAAAAGGGAAAAAAAACCGCUCCAGCGGCGUGCAGUUUCUGUUUUCGUUCAUAAUAAUUGCUGUUUUUUUUCUGGUUGUCGUUGUUCUCUGUCGGCUUCUUUUUCGUUCUCCGCAGCAGAUACUCUUUCAGCGAUUCUUUCUUCACUCCUGUUGUGACGUGUGGCCGUCGACUUUAAUAAGCGGUGUUGUUUCCUUUCUUCUUGGUUUACCACGUGCUGCCCUCAUUCGUGCUUUUUUUUUCCCGGUCACUGAGGAAGACAAAAACAGAAUGUUGUUGUUUGGCAACUUGUUUUUCUGCUCUUUCGUUUGUGCAUCGUGGCAUUUUUUUUUGUAUUUUCGAAGCUUCUUCACGAAGCGACGUCAUUGCGGGAACUCUGUUUUCUUCUCCACACUUUUCGUCCUUUUCUUUUUCUUCUUUUACGUGUUUCUUUCCUUUCCUUACCUUUCUGAGGCUCUCCAGCGCCGCACAGGUUAAUUCAAGGCGUCCGCUGCACACACGCAUGGUGCUGUAAACAGACAAGAAAAGUAAUAGAAGAAGGUGUCAAGAUACAAUCUUCAUGUCGUCGAUACCUCUGUUGAGCGACAUUAAAGCCGCAUAUCAGCGGGCUUUUCUUCCGUACGGCAGCUGCACUGACCCCGAGUACCACAAGAUUCUCCGUGAUGCACCGGUCAACCGUGUCGCCGCCAGCACACGCGAGGACGCACGUCGACAGCUCGAGGAGCACCUGAGCCUCCUCUGCACGUCCAUCUUGAUUGGAGGCGAGCAAUUUGUGCGUGAAUUUCCUUCGUUUCUCUAUGUGCCGGUGCUCACCGACAUUUUAAUUGCCGCCCACGCCCCUCCUGCGGGCAGUGGCGAUGGCGUGAACCCGCUCGUGUGGGACUUCGAAGAAGGGAGUGUGACAUCGCUCAACAAAGCCGGCAAACCCCCGCACAGCGCCGCGGGUGUGUCUCGCGGCAGAGAGAAGAUCUCUAGGGUCCAGUCGUCGAUUCAAUACGUAGGACUCCAGAUAGCAUCACCUGUUGAACUGCUAGCCACACGCGCCCUGGCGCUCAUAGCGGGCGACGUACCUCGCGGCUGCUACGCGCUCCGCACGGUAAAAAGCCCCCAGACAAUCCCCGUUCUUGCGGCCUACCUCAGCGACCUUGAAUUCCUAGUCAUCAACGACGAACUGACGGAGGAGCUGUUGAAGUGUUUUCUCUUCUUCACCCUCAUCGCACACGAUACGUGCGUCGAGGCGAAGGUGCCGCGGCGCAUCGUGGAGCUGCUGCUUGUCGUCGAGCAGCACCACCUGCGGCUGCUGUGCGUGCAGAUCUUGUCCAACAUGCUCGCUCGGGCGCGGGAAACGGAGUUAGAGGAGGUGUGGGCACCCGUGCUCUCCCUCCUGUUGGAGGCCCUCUCUGCCUUCAUGGCGGACAGCCCUUAUCGGCCGGAGACAGCAGCGGUGGCGCAGUCGGCGGCGUCGUCGCCGCGGCGGUCAGGGGCGGCGUGGGUGGAUAGCGAGUCGUCACCGCUGGGAUCGCCGUUGGGCGUCGCCCCAGCCGGGACACACGCCCGCCGCUCCGUCACGCUCAAGGAUCAAACGCUGCUGAUGCACUACAUCGAAAGCAUCGUGCACGCGCUGGAUCGGCUGUUUGUCGCGGUCGCCGCGAUGGAGUGCCACGUCGACCUCAUUGAACAGUUUGUGGAGGUCAGCGUACAGCUCCUGCGGGCGUCAGUGCUGAUCGGCCCCUUUGAGGACAGAUGGGUCGCCCGCUCGCUCGCCCUCUCGCCCUUGACAACGUUGUAUCUCAUCAAUCCCUCCUUUGCCGUCCCGCUGCUCCUGCGCCUGCACGCGUGGGAGGCGGUGUGCGGCUGUAUGCUGGCCGCGAUCGAACGCAAGCAGUUGGAGCCGGUGGGGGCACGGAUGGCGGGGCCUCCUCCGCCUGCGGCUGCCGACGCCGCCACCGACAACGCCGCCGCGGAGGCGACGCGAGCAGGCAACGUCGACGCGUCUCACGCGUCCGCCGCCACCGCUGCCUCGGCUCCGGGUUCGUCCACUUCGAACGCGUCCGCCCGGGCGGACGCCGAUACCUCGUCCAACCCGGCCAGCGAAGACGAGGACGGUGCAUCGACGGCCCCAAACGAGGGUGCCCUAGCGCCCCCGGCCACCGCGUCCAUCAUGAGCGGCCCGGUGCUGACGACCAACGUCAUGACGAUACCGUUCAUUUCCGAUGAACAGGAGCUGCUGCCGAUGCUGGAGUUUCUGUUGAUUCUCAUGCCCUGUGCGCGCCGCGGGCAUUCUCACUGCGACUACCGCAACACGACGGGCCCGCACUUUCGCUGGACCUGGGAGGAUGACUUCCACAACGAGAUGGAGUGCAACGAGUCUCUCAGCCGUCGAUUGGAGCGGACCUACCAGCUGACGCGUCCCUUCCGUUCCCACGGACGCUACGCCAUGACGCACGGCAAGCAGCGCGUCUUCUACGCGGACUUUUUGAGUAAAAUGUACGUGAGUGAUCGCAGGCAGCGUCACGCGCUGCACCGCCGGCCCCUCAUCGCGGGCUACGUGCACGACUCCCGCAACGCCUUCUUAAACGGCUGCACGUGCUGUGCGGCAGAACCCGACCCGCUCUUCACUACCUGGGCAAACCGCAGCAACAUGAGACUGCGCACCGCCGACACCGCCAUCGGCAGUAGCAGCAGCAACGGCGGCGCCGGUAGUGGCCUCUACGCCUCCGAUAACGCGUCGAGUUCAGUGAAUGCUGUGGGUGUCGGUGAAGGGAAUGGUCGCGAGGGUCAGCGCGGCCUCGCGCACUCGUCUUCUGCGCCUUCUUUGCGUGCGAAUGCUCGCCCCACUGACCGCAGCACGAGAGGCGACCCCCCAAUCAGUCUGAGCACCCCUUUUGCGCCCGAGCCCGGUGGUAACGGUACUGGUGGUGGACGGCGGUCUGCGCAGAGCCGCGCCGCAGCGCCAACCGCCACUGCCGCCUCUCUGAUGGAGGCGUCGCACAUAGGAGGUCGAAGGUGGUCUGGAGAGGAAGGCACGAGUGCGUCUCGUGACCACAGGAGCCCACCAACCCGGGACACCACCCGCUCGUCUGCCAGCCGCUCUCCUCGCCAAGUCGGGUUUCACGACGACGACGUGGCUGACAUGGACGACGACGACGACGACGAUGACGACGAUGACGACGGCGACGAGGCGAGUAGAGUGAUCAACGACGACUUCGGGUCCUGGCAGGGCUCGCGGCGCGGCGGGUGCUGCGGCUUGGCGCUCUGUGGCUGCGGUGUUCAGGACGCGACGGCGCCGCACCGAGCUCCCGCGCAACUGCUGCGAGUCGCGGGUGGCGGUGACGGGAUCAGCAGACAUAGGCGCAAUAGCCCCCAAGUUACAAUCACCUUGCUACCGCUGGAAGCGGCGCUGGAGGAUCCGAUGGAGAAGCUGCAGAGCGACCCGGCCACACGCAAGGCGUUCCUGGGCAAGGACGUUCUCUCGCACCUGGUGCCCACGAUGAUGCCGGCGCUGCUCAGUUUACUGGACAACUGCGUGAAUCCGUUGGUCGCGCGGCACAGUCUGCUGCUGCUACUGCGGUGUCUCUCCUUGUGCGCCGACCUGCGAACGCAAGUGACGGGAGAGGUGAUCGAAGUGUCGCCGUCGAACGACACCGCGGAUGCUGCGGGGACCUCCUCGAAGCCUUCAGCGGCGGCAGGGGCAGCUCCAAGAAAGGAUAAAGGCAGCGUUCGUUUCUCGUCGUUCAGAAAGUGGAUCAUGGGCAGCAGCGGCCACAUCACCCCGCGCUGGCUGCGCAGCGAGUGGCAGGCCACCCAGACAGCCUUGCAGUGCUUCUUGCCAUCGCUGCGUGAUCUCUUUGUCGGGCUUUACUUGAUGGAAGGCGUUCACAUCGUGGCCGGUCGACAGGACGUGUUCGGCUCCGUGAAGGAUGAUUUGCUGUUGGCAGAUGAGCUCGCGCGAAUACGGAUCGCCCCGGAGUUUUGCAGUUUUCAACUGUCGGUGCCGUCGGAGCAGCUGGCAACCUCGGCGGAUGCAAUGGUGCUGCUCAUGGGAAUCUUUCCCAAGGUUAACCCAGCCAGCGCGUCGCCUACGGCAGCCACAAAACCGUCUGCGAAGAACAAAAAGGCCAGCUUUCGCAACCGCCCACCGCACCCCAAUGGAGCGACUGCACCUGCAUGCAUGUCACGGGACCCACCCUUGGAGUCGUUCACCUCCCUUGUGAAGUCCACGCGCGACGCGCGCGAGAACGAGGCCCCCCCACUCUCGCCUCACACACCGCUUGCGCCGCGCUUCCCUGACGAGGGUGUGAGACGGUUGCAGCUGUUCCCCGCUCCCGCUGGUGCUGGUGCGGAGACGUCCACGGACGACGCCGCCUCUGGGUCGCCUCAGUCCCCCAGUCACACCGCCUCUGUGAGCCAUGAAAGCGCUGACAGGGGACAGCCACACUGCCUCCCUGCUCCACCAGCCACGACGACGACGACAUCCGCGACUGGUGCGGGAGGCGGGCAGGCAAGCAACGUGCCGGGUCGGCCAUUACCAUCGUCACUAUCGCCGUCGCCGACGUACAACGCCUUGGCAGGGAAGAGCGACACCUGCGGAUCGUCCCUACGGGGCCCAAGCAGUGAAGGGAUAGCACCGCCGCCUCCGCCGCCGCCACUGGCACGCAUCUCGAGUAGCAACAUCGGCAGCACCGGCAGUGGUGGCGUCUUCACCGUUCAUCAAGCCACGUUGCUGCUGAACUACGCCCGCGAGGUCCUCCUCCGUGGACCGCGGGUUUGUGCAACGGCGAGUCAGAUUGAGCAGUCGAUGCAGAGCAACGAGUUCAAAACCGUCAUCGUGCUCGGGUCGUCGGAGGCGACUGCGGGCACUCCCGGCGUGCCGCUGCGCACGAAGGAGUUCACGCUGCGCGUGUCACCCGCCACGUCGUGCCCCUUCCACUUUUCCUUCACCCACUGCACCGCGAACUUCUUUGACGCGUCGCUGUCCCUUUUCAGGGCGUUGGCAAAACUUGGUGUAGGGUCUCCCGUUUCGCCCGCUGAAGCACGCUCGCCGAACAACUGCAGCAACAACAGCUACGAUGCACGUGUGCAUCCAGUGAAGGAGUCCACGGAUGCUGACCUCUCCCCACUGCUGCCUCCGCCCAGCACCGUCGAUGGCCGUGCUGCAUCGCGAUCUUCUUUGCUGGUUGACACUUCGUUGGAGAGUCGAGUCACCGCACCAAGUGCAGACGCGGAGAGGACCAACGAAGGAGGAAGAAGCGGCAACGACUUCGAUGCAGGCCCGGAGAACAACCGCAAUAAUACCAUUGAUGAUCGUUACACCAGCCGACGUGAGAGGGACGAAGUAGACGCGCCACGGAGCGGGUCGCCGCGGCCACCGCCGGCCAACCCAUCGCAGAGGAAGAGGGAAAGGCCUCGCAAAUGCCAGGUGCAGGCCGUCACGGAGGAGGAGGAUCUGCCCGUCGACGUGAAGCUGUCGGAGGCACCCAAGACCAUCGACAUGUAUGCGCUGUACGACGUCGCGAAUAAGGCGCUGGUGGAGGCGACGGGGCCCUACCGCCGCUUACCGCCGCCGAUACGUGCGGCGCUUGCCUUCUACGACUACUGCAAGGAGCGCGAUAUCGAGCUGCGUGCGGUGAUGGUCGAGGCACCGCACUUUAUGCGCUGUCUCGCGGAUGCGCUGCUGCGGUGGUUUAACACAGUGGUGCGCAUGCGCGAGGACGAGGCGCUGUCUUCCGCAUUUUUAGUUGACGGCGACGCUGCGUGUUCACCAAACAGCGGCUCGUCAUCACCGACGAGCGGUCGGAGCAGUAGCCGACACCUGCGUCUCGACAGCACCGCGCGUGGCAACAUUCUACGACUGGUGAGCGAGUUGGGUGCGACUGUGUUGCGGGACUUGGGCUUCGCCAGCUUCAACUUGGAGUCGUCCAUCGUGGUGAAACAGCCAUGCAGCUUCUCGAAGCGUUUGCGACGGAUGAAGUCGUUUGGCCCGGUGCGUCACCUCGUCUAUCGGCCCCUGGCAGUUUUCUUAGAGAUGAUGAGCUGUGGGCCGGCGCUCAGCCUCCCGCGACCCAGGACGAGCGAUGGCGACGGCAAGACUCGCGAGCGGCCGUCGGUGGUGGUGGUGCGUGGCAUCGCGCUGCCCGUCGUGAGCGGUGUGAGGCUGCGCAAGGCGGGCUUUGCGGUGCUGCCCUACACGACAAUGGGUGAUCUUGCGAUGGCUCUGGCGAAGCAGUUGCAGCUGCCGUCCGUGUCGCCUUCGCGCCCGCGGGGCCCCCCGCGUUCUUCUUCUGCGGUGCCGCUGCACGCCGUUCAAGGGCGACACCGUCUUUCCGAACCGCCGGAGACGCCCCCGGUGAUGAACUCGUCGCCGCUUCUCACCAGCGAGGAAAUUUUCGAGGACGCAAACAGCAACCCCAACCGCGCCAUCUCGGCCGAUCGCAUUCUCCUAUUCAUUAACAACGAGCCGAUGCUGUCGCCCUUGACGACGCUGCUGGACGGCCUCACCUCCUAUGCGGAUACCGGCUUCAGCUUGCGGUACCUCCUCACGGUGCCGCAGCAACCCGGCGACUCGGACGAGGUGCACCGCAACAAAAUCUUGACGACACUGCCCACGCUGCCGUUUUGGAUCUGCAAGCAUGAGAUCAAAUUUGUGGUGCUGGAGGAGCCGCUGCCGACUUCGCUGCUGACCGGCAACACUCUGACAAGUGUGUGGAGCACGCCGAGCGCGCGCCGCUGCGGCUGCGCCGGGAUGGAUCCGCCCUUCCUGUGCAGUCCAAAGCAUCUCUUUGAGAUCGCCCCGGUCAAUGGCUCCGUCACCCUCUACGCCGUUCUCACCGCCAUCGCGCGCAGCGAACUGGCCGACGAGGCGAGUGUGCUGGACAGCAGUCAGCGCCGUCUCAGCAGUGCGGUGGUGCAUCAGCUCUACAAUCACCUGAGCAUGUUCAUGCUCCCCCCGCUGCUCUAUUCGUGUGGCAUCGGGGCUGCUGUGCCCGGGUCCAGCAUUGAGGCGAUCGCAGAGGCGCGAAGCUCGCAGCCAAAUAUGAAGUUCCCCACCGCCUCCUACGCGCUGUGGGCCCACCCGUUCAUGUUUUCGAUGGAUAUGCGUGUCUCCAUUCUUCGCUUUUUUAUUUCCGCGCAGCGCUCGCUCAGUUUCGAGCAGUGCAAGCACAUUCUGCAGGGACAUCAGAACCUGCUGGUGCGGCGCGUUGCCGGAGAGCCGAACUUCGGCCCGGAGGAGACAUCGGCUGUGGACGGAGGCGGCGGCGGCGUUGCCACGUCUGGGCUAGGCGGAAAUGCGGACAGGCGACUGGACGUGGUAGGUUUGGAGUGGCUUUCUGAGGAAGUGCUGCGACGGCGGCGCGUGACGCUGACGGUAGACCGGCGGCACAUCUUGCAGAGUGCCGAGCAGCUCUUCGCCCUCGCUACCUGCACCUUCACCCUCGACGUCGCAUUCAGAGGGGAGGCGGGCAUCGGUCCUGGGCCGGCGAUGGAGUUCUACGAGUUGGUGGCCGAGCAGCUUCUCCGGCCCAAGUACGGUUUGUUCCGCACGGAGGAAAUUACGCAGGACGACGAGGUGGAGCUGGAGGCGGGUCGCACGCCCUCUCGGCCACUGUCCGUCUCGUCGCAGCCGCGGGCGCCGCGCAGGCGCUCGUGCAACCCGCUCUACCCCGCAGGGAAGCAGACGCCGCAGACACUGCACUACUGGGAGCUGCUGGGCCUCCUGCUGGGCCGUCUUCUGAUGAUGGGCGAAACUACCUCUCUCACAUUCCAUCCUCUUCUUCUGCGACGCAUGCUCGGCGAGGAGAUUAUGGUGAGCGCCACUCCGCCUGUCACGAGCAAUUUGGAGCUGCUGGACGCACCGCUGGCCGCGUCGCUGCGACAGCUGACGACGUUGAGUGAGGAAGAGCUCGAGGCGUGCGAUUUGUACUUCACCAUACCCAUCAGCGAGGCGGACGGUUUUGCGUCGGCGGUCGACAUCGAGGCGCCAAUGAUGGCCGAUGGUGAGCGGCGGCGCGUGACGAAGGCGAAUGUCGAGGAGUACGUGACGUGCCUGCAUUCCUACUACCUUCAGACCGUGCCUGACCUUGCGCUGCUGUAUCUGCGCCGCGGACUGCAGCACACCGUCAACCCGUUGUACCUGCAGCUGUUCAGCGCGGCGGAGCUUGGCCGCCUGUUUGGCUCGGCGCAGGAUGCAAAGAUUUGGGGGUCGCGCGAGCACUUCGCGCGCAACAUUGAAGCUGGCCACGGUUAUCACCAGCGCAGUGACAUGGUGCAAUACCUGCUGGAUGUCGUGCCACAGUGGAACGCGCAGUUGCAGCACAGUUUCCUAAAGUUUGUGACGGGAUCCAGCUGUGUGCCUUACGGUGGGCUGACGCAAGCGAUCAAGGUGGUACGUCGCGACAUCAACGUAGCAAACACGGCGGCGGAUGGGAGUCCAACAAACGCAAGUCGGGCUUCCGCAGCUGACGGCCGCACGAGCGGUGCGAACGGCACGGUGGUUAGUGGGUCUGCCGUGUCGGGCUCCACCCAGAACCACAGCUUUACGCACAACACAACCUAUGACCACACCCUGCCCACGGUAAGUACCUGCUUCUUGUACCUGAAACUGCCACAGUACAGCAGCAAAGCCAUUCUAGAGGAGCGGUUACGCUUUGCGGUGUGCGAAGGCUCCAAUUUCUUUGCAUUGACGUAA